Molecule: messenger RNA, 2028 nt
Organism: Cylicocyclus nassatus
Lineage: Eukaryota; Metazoa; Nematoda; Chromadorea; Rhabditida; Strongylidae
Source: the annotation of a GenBank genome assembly
AAUAAAGGGAAAAGAGAAUUUCAAUUGAGUCCUCCACUCCUGCUAAUCCCUUGACCAACUGCUCCUACACCUGAACGUCCUUAGCCUGAUAACUUCACCGUUCCCAAACAGAAACAGCUAAACAAAAAACUCACUAAUUAAUGAAUGCUGAUUCAAAAAUUACUUGCAGAUAUUUUGUAAACGAGCAGAUGCCUUGAAGGCAUCAACGCGCUCGCGAACGCAACGCAGCUAUUGACCAUUGUCCACGUCAAAUGUGCGGCCCUGAUUGAUUGCACGAAGUGGCGCCCUCUUCACAUUCCCCUGCGAAGUUUACAUUAAUUUUAAUUGGUGCUGUUGCUGAUUUGGAUGUCAUCACCUCCUGACGAUUUAGCACCUCAGAACACAGCCACAUCAGUUCCGAAGACUAAAGCAGUUGUGGCAACUGCUACUGCAAAUUCCUAUGGCUCCGCGGUGUCCACCAGUGUUGAGGAUUCAGCCAACCAAGAGCGAGGCGAAGAACAAGAGGAGGAAGCCGAAUUGAAAUAUGGAGCUGGACAUGUAAUCAAUCUUUUCGUGCCCGUUUCAUUAUGUAUGGUCAUGGUAGUAUUCACUAUGAAUACGGUUACAUUCUACUCGCAGAACGAUGGACGGCACUUGUUGUACACUCCUUUUGUAAAAGAAACAGAUAGUGCCAGCGAGAAGGUACUAAUGUCUUUGGGAAAUGCGCUUGUCAUGCUGUGCGUCGUGGUAGUCAUGACGGUCAUACUUAUCCUGUUUUACAAGUAUAGAUGCUAUAAGGUCAUCCACGGAUGGUUAAUGGCCAGUAGUUGCUUAUUGUUGUUCUUGUUCUCGACUAUCUACAUACAAGAAGUCAUGAAAAGUUUCAAUAUAUCCUUGUCAGUUUUCACUGUUUGUUUUUGUCUCAUCAAUUUUGGCGUUGUCGGAAUGAUGUGCAUACAUUGGAAAGGGCCCCUGAGGCUGCAGCAGUUUUAUCUGAUAUCUAUGUCGGCUUUGAUGGCUCUUGUGUUCAUAAAAUAUCUACCAGAGUGGACGGUGUGGUCUGUACUGGCUGUGAUUUCAAUCUGGGAUCUGAUUGCUGUUCUUGCUCCUAAUGGUCCACUGAGGAUAUUAGUAGAGACCGCGCAGGAACGAAAUGAGCCCAUCUUUCCGGCUUUAAUUUAUUCAUCGGGCAUAAUGUAUUCGUUUGUAUUCGCUGGCACCCUGGAAGUUGAGGAAGAUGGUGCACAAGUGCAGCCACCCGCAGUUAGUUCUUCCGAGGAGUCGACUCCUUCUACUAGUGGGCUUUUGGUGACUAGCGGAGGAUCCGCGGCGCGUGUUAAGCGGUAUGCUCCGCAGCGAAGUCAGAAACCAGAAAAGGUUCCUGGUGACAUGUCGCAAGAGGCGGUUAGAUCUUUGAACGAAGCACCUCGGACGGCGUACAAUACGAGAAUCCAACCGAACCUUGUUAGACGAGAUCAAGACGAAAAAGGCGUGAAACUUGGACUUGGUGAUUUUAUUUUCUAUUCUGUUUUGGUCGGGAAAGCAAGUUCUUAUUUUGACUGGAACACUACGGUUGCAUGUUACGUUGCGAUUUUGGUUGGACUUUGCUUUACUCUUGUUCUCCUUGCUGUUUUCCGUCGAGCGCUACCUGCGUUGCCAAUUUCGAUCUUUGCUGGCUUGUUGUUCUACUUUUCCACUAGAUGGAUUGUAACACCGUAUGUGUCCGAACUUACGAGACGACAAUGGAUAUACUGAUAUAAUUUAAUACUUGUACAUCUUUGUUAUAGGUGAACACAUCAAAUUUCAUUACUUCUCUUUUUUUUGUCUGCUACUCAGUUCAUAUCUUAAUUUUUCUGUUAUCUUUUCUUUUGGACGUUCGCACAUCGUCCUUGAAAAUGUGCAUACUUUGAUAUCUCAAUGUUUUUGACAGUCUUACUCGCUACCGACAAAUCAAGUUAGAAACUCAAACUCUCUUCGUAAUCAUGUUGUUGACUUUCCCACCUUAUUUUUGUCUGAAUUUGCUCUACAAUAAUGUUGACAUAAAGAGUC